AUCAGAGGGAGCCAUGUUGACCCAGGAAGCAGUGUGAGAGCUGGGCGGCCCCACGUGUGCAGCUCUCCGGCUCUGAAGGUUAAACGCGCUGUCGGUUCUGUGAGAAGCGGAGAGUCCACGGUGGAGGAGAAGCCGGAGACCCCAGCUACAGAGAUGGACCCCAUGAAGGCACAGCAGCUGGCGGCGGAGCUGGAGGUGGAGAUGAUGGCAGACAUGUAUAACCGCAUGACCAAUGCCUGUCACAGAAAGUGUGUCCCCCCUCACUACAAGGAAGCAGAACUUUCGAAAGGCGAGGCGGUGUGUCUGGAUCGUUGUGUAGCCAAGUACCUGGACUUGCAUGAGAGACUGGGCCGCAAACUCACAGAGCUGUCAGUACAAGACGAGGAGAUGAUGAGGAAAGCAGCUACUGGAACUGGAUAAACCUCACAUGGACUCCUACAGAGCAACUUGGGGCCUGGGCUAAACUGUGAAGACGGCCUGCGGGAAGAGUGGGUUAUUAAGGACGUGCAAAUUAAUAGAUUAUGAUUAUGGAUGUGGCAAGAUUUCAACAUUUCACCUCAUCAGUAUUGAAUUGAGUCUGUCUGCGAAGUUUGAGGGGUGGUGGAUGUUAAAAUGGAUGUUUUAUAUUUGAGUUGUUUAACGGCACCCAGUUAUUGUGAAAAUGCAGAGUCUUCAUUGGAUUUGGAAGCCCAGAGAAGUUGUGAUGGUCAUUGCUGGUUUACAUGCUCAUCCUUUAGGUUUGAGUUUUGUCUCUAAGCCCAGACGUGUGUGGACCAGGUUCCUUAUGAGUGAUACAUGUUCUUUUUGUGUUGGUUGUCGGUUGGAACUUUUUUUUUGUUUGUCUUUUUUUAUAUUUUGUCAAAACAUACUUAAAUGUGCAUACUGACAAACUACAUGUGUGGAACGUUUUAUUGUAUUCAUGUCAUUUGGAAAAAAAAAACUUACCUUUGUUGCACAACUAAAUUUAAAUAAAUGUUAUGUGUU
This is a messenger RNA of Astyanax mexicanus (Mexican tetra), 984 nucleotides long. RefSeq names its product translocase of inner mitochondrial membrane 10 homolog (yeast) (gene timm10). The record is from RefSeq and is a predicted model, not a curated record. The transcript is spliced from 2 exons. Gene Ontology annotation, cellular component: mitochondrial inner membrane. Lineage: Eukaryota; Metazoa; Chordata; Actinopteri; Characiformes; Acestrorhamphidae. The coding region runs from base 154 to 420 and encodes 88 amino acids. Gene Ontology annotation, biological process: protein insertion into mitochondrial inner membrane.